AUUAAAAAUUGUUACCAUUUUGUUUAGUGUGUGUGCGCGUGUGUGUGAGUGCGUUUGCAAGGCAAACAAUUGUUUCAAAACGGUUGACAGGCGGCGCUGGCCCAGUGCAAUAGGCUUUGUGUGUGAGUGAGCUCGCAACCGUGGUAGCAUGCUGUGGACGGUGCAUCUGGACGGCGGGCCGCAGCGGGUGAAUCAUGCCGCCGUUGGCGUUGGGGACUUCAUCUAUAGCUUUGGGGGCUAUUGCACCGGCGACGAUUAUCGCUUCAAUGAGCCGAUCGAUGUCCAUGUGCUGAACGUGCACUCGCUGCGCUGGACUCUGGUGCCGCAGCAAUGCGAUUCGGAUGGGGAUCCGUUGAAGUAUCCGCUGGUGCCGUUCCAGCGAUAUGGCCACACUGUUGUCGCCUACAAGGAGCGCAUCUACAUCUGGGGCGGCCGCAAUGAUGAGCAUCUCUGCAAUGUGCUCUAUUGCUUCGAUCCAAAGACGGCGCGCUGGACUCGUCCGACGGUCAGCGGCUGCCUGCCGGGCGCUCGGGAUGGCCACUCGGCGUGCGUCAUUGGCCAUUGCAUGUACAUCUUCGGGGGAUUUGUGGACGAGAUCAAUGAGUUCAGCAGCGAUGUGCAUGCGCUCAAUCUGGACACAAUGGAAUGGCGCUAUGUGCAAACGUUCGGCGUGCCGCCGACCUAUCGGGAUUUUCAUGCCGCCGUUGCUUACGAGGAGGAACGGAUGUAUAUCUUUGGGGGGCGUGGCGACAAGCACAGCCCAUACCACAGCCAGGAGGAGACCUACUGCCAUGAGAUUGUCUACCUGGACAUGAAGACGAAGGUGUGGCAUCGCCCCUUCACCGCCGGCAAAGUGCCCGUGGGACGACGCAGCCACAGCAUGUUCGUGCACAAUAAACUGAUCUUCGUGUUUGGCGGCUACAAUGGACUAUUGGAUCAGCACUUUAACGAUCUGUACACCUUUGAUCCGCGCACCAAAUUGUGGAAUCUGGUGCGCGCCAACGGACAGGCGCCAACGGCUCGACGACGCCAGUGCGCCAUUGUCAUGGGCACGCGCAUGUUCCUCUUUGGCGGCACAAGUCCGCGCUGCGCCAUACCGCAGGCACCGACGGCGGUGUCGCGUGCCAAUGAUUCGACACAGCCAACACAGCAGCAGCAGCAGCAGCAGCCGCAGCAAGAACAACAGCAACAGCAGCAGCCGGCAGCAGCAGCAGCAGCAGCAGCGGCGGCAGCAGCAGCAGCCGCAGCAGCAGCAACAACCACAUUGAUCGACUACAGUGAUUUGCAUGUGCUAGACUUUGAGCCCACACUGAAGACGCUAGCCACAAUGGUGGUGCUGAAGCAUCAAUUGGACAUCUCGGGCCUGCCGCGGAGCUUCCGUGCGGACCUGAACAUGCUCACACAGCCGAACAGUAUUACGCGGCCGAUCAACCAGGCGGGCUAGCAUUUAUUGUUAUUGUUACCGUUACGACUGUUGUGCACAUCUAACACUAAACCACUCUAAGCAC
Drosophila arizonae is the source of this 1508-nucleotide messenger RNA. RefSeq names its product kelch domain-containing protein 3. The record is from RefSeq and is a predicted model, not a curated record. NCBI's taxonomy places the organism in Eukaryota, Metazoa, Arthropoda, Insecta, Diptera, Drosophilidae. Gene Ontology annotation, cellular component: cytoplasm. Gene Ontology annotation, molecular function: chromatin binding; protein binding.